This is a messenger RNA of Echinops telfairi (small Madagascar hedgehog), 793 nucleotides long. It is a transcript of the gene TNNI2, whose product is annotated as troponin I2, fast skeletal type. Bases 245 to 793 code for a protein of 182 amino acids. Gene Ontology annotation, biological process: muscle contraction. The transcript has 9 exons. NCBI's taxonomy places the organism in Eukaryota, Metazoa, Chordata, Mammalia, Afrosoricida, Tenrecidae. Gene Ontology annotation, cellular component: troponin complex. The record is from RefSeq and is a predicted model, not a curated record.
CCAGGUCCUGCGCUCUGAGCUGCUUCGGGCUGUCUUGUGGGUGCAGUUGCUGGCCUUCAACCGCUUCUCCCGACAUACCCCGCUCGAGCCCUAUGUGAAGGUCCAGCUCCUGCUUCACCAAAGGAAGUGGGACAAACGGAAGAGCUCCGUGUGGGGGAAGACCACAGCCACCCCUACUUCAAUGACACCGUCACUUUCCACAUGCCCCUCAGCCAGAUCCAGGCUCUGAGCUCAAGACUUCGCCAUGGGAGAUGAAGAGAAACGCAACAGGGCCAUCACGGCCCGCAGGCAGCACCUCAAGAGCGUCAUGCUGCAGAUCGCAGCCACCGAGCUGGAGCAGGAGGAGAGCCGCAAGCAGGUGGAGAAGCAGACAUACCUGCAGGAGCACUGCCCCCCGCUGCACAUCCCCGGCUCCAUGUCCGAAGUGCAGGAGCUGUGCAAACAGCUGCAUGCCAAGGUGGACGUGGCCGAGGAGGAGAAGUACGACAUGGAGGUGAAGGUUCAGAAAAGCUCCAAGGAGCUGGAGGACAUGAACCAGAAACUCUUCGACCUGAGGGGCAAGUUCAAGCGGCCCCCACUGCGGCGGGUGCGCAUGUCGGCCGACGCCAUGCUGAAGGCCCUGCUGGGCUCCAAGCACAAGGUGUGCAUGGACCUCAGAGCCAACCUGAAGCAGGUCAAGAAGGAGGACACCGAGAAGGAGCGGGACCUGCGGGACGUGGGCGACUGGCGGAAGAACAUCGAGGAGAAGUCGGGCAUGGAGGGUCGCAAGAAGAUGUUCGAGUCCGAGUCCUAA